GGCGCUGAUGCUGAUGGCUUGACUGUGCGCCCGCGACUCGACCAUCGCCGUCCAACAAGUACCACCACCAGAGACGAGCCGUAGCAGUCUCUCAUCCCCAGCACCCGGUUGCGACGCCAUUGCACCACCAUACCUGUCUGCGCAUUCGAGCCUUAUCCCCCCACACCCGUCGUCAUCCGUCCUCUGGGCGCUGCUUGGACCGCUCACCCCGCCCCGCCGCCAUGGGCUUCUUUAUAUCGCGAACAUGGCGACUGCCGUCAAUCGUCUGGUUCCUCAUGGUCUUCGAGCUGCCCUUUACCGUCGCCAAUCUUGCACUCUUCGGCAUUGCCUCACCAAACCUGUAUCGCACCAUCUUGUGGAAAGAGGGUGGACAGAGAGGCUUCAAUUCGGACCCCAUCACCGUUCUCUACUCGUAUGCCAACUACCGACCCGUAGAGACGCCCCUCGUAUGGAGCAGCUUCAACACGCAAUACCAUCUUGUCAUCGGCGUCGUGUGCACCUUUUUCUGGCUUGUCAAGGUGACCCUAUGGCUCCUCAAAGUUCUAUACCCGAUCCUGUCGCUUCCCCUCCACAUCGCCCUCGCCUGUCUAUGGGCAUACGGAAUCCAUGUCCAAACCGCUCCUGACACUAUCGAUCCACAACGCGUGAACAACGGACCACCGUGGUACAUUACAAAGAACUGCAAUAUUGUAGAAGACAAGAACAUCAGAAGCUACUGCAUGCAGGCGAAGAGCAGUUUCGCUGUUAGCAUCAUUAUGCUAGCAAUCUAUUCUGUCUUUGUCAUCAUGUCUGUCUGGUCUCUGAUUCCUACCACCGCUCAAAAAGAGGCACAUGCCGUCAGGAAAGCGGAAAAGAAGGCCGAGAAAGAGAAGUGGGAAUCUUCACCUUACGACAACGAAAUGACGGCUGAGGAACAAUGGCAACACAUGUGGGAACUGCAGCAAUUACCCCGUACUCCCGGCACAAUUGGCGGCAUGAAGUCACCUAUGACACCACGGACCCAAGCCUUUAAUAACCUGGGUGGUGAAGAAGCGGGACAUGGCGGUUUUUAUCCGCCUACGGGGCAGCAUGGAUGGUACGGCCCGCCGCAGCACGGUGGCGUGCCGGUGGAGACCGUCAGUCCAGUAAUGGAGCAUGAUGAGUACCCAUACGGCCAUGACAAUAGGGCGAAAUCUAUGGGAUGGGGUGGUAACGCGUACUGAGUACCGAGCACUUUUGUCAAAGAUAUUUUCUUGUGUUAUAUUUUGGGACACGGCGUUUGAGCGUGUGCACUUUUGAGAUACCACCGGGAGCUUCGUCUUCACUCAUUACUGGAAUAUGAGGGGCACAGAGGUAAUGGAUUCAGAGGGAUUCGAGAUCGUUCUC
Molecule: messenger RNA, 1365 nt
Organism: Bipolaris sorokiniana ND90Pr
Lineage: Eukaryota; Fungi; Ascomycota; Dothideomycetes; Pleosporales; Pleosporaceae
Exons: 3
Coding region: 222-1202 (326 amino acids)
Source: RefSeq, a predicted model, not a curated record